Messenger RNA from Hyaena hyaena (striped hyena), 1045 nucleotides. Its product is annotated as high affinity immunoglobulin epsilon receptor subunit beta-like. The record is from RefSeq and is a predicted model, not a curated record. Gene Ontology annotation, cellular component: plasma membrane. The transcript is spliced from 7 exons. Lineage: Eukaryota; Metazoa; Chordata; Mammalia; Carnivora; Hyaenidae. The coding region runs from base 43 to 678 and encodes 211 amino acids. Gene Ontology annotation, biological process: cell surface receptor signaling pathway.
UUUUCUGUCUACAAUCUGCAAGUGAAAUUCAGAACAUCAAGAAUGGACAUGAAUGAGCAAAACUUUGGAUUCUGGUGGGAAUACUGUGGACAUUCCUCCAAACCAAAACCAAAUUACACCAUUAGGAAAGACUGGAAAGCCUGGUACCCUGAAACACUCACUAGACAAGCUGCAGAAAUUCCUGAAGGGGAAUCUAAAAGCUCUGGGGGCUUCCCUUUAUGGGGGGCUUUGUCUUUUAUCAUUUCUGGAUCUCUGACUGUUGUGUCUGCCAAGAAGCAAACAAAAUCACUGCUGAGGAAGAAUAUAGGCGCUAACACUCUUAGCACCUUGGUCUCAUUUGUUGGGAUCUGUAUUCUGUCAUACAAUUUAACAAAAAAUUUCCACUAUGAUUGCGAGAAGGAAACUGCCUGUUUGGGCAUCAAAUCAAUUGCAAUUGGACUUGUGAUUGUCCUAAUGAUCCUAACUUGUCUGCAAUUUUUAAUUUCACUUCCUCUCUCCAUGCUCAUCUACGAUGUGGAUGACGGGAAUAUCCACUGGAUUUCUGUACUUUUUUGCUGGAAAUCACCUUCUGAAAGUCCUUAUCAAGACUUGUUGCCUCAAACUUCAAUCUAUCAAGAACUUGAAUAUAAAGAGGAAACACCUUCCUGUUAUCCAACAGAUACUAGUAAACAAAUAUGAAGCCGUAUUUCUGUAUUUUUGGAUCCACAGUGGUACCAAGAAUCUUAUACUGUAACCACUGAGGCAUAAAUAUACGCAUGUGAGAAUACCACUGUGUGGUUCAAAGUCAUGAAGAUAGCAGCUAGCAUCUAUAGCAUUAAGAAUUUGGUUGUUACUAUUCCUUUUUGUUAUGGUUGGAUGUCAUCACAAGUGAGGUGUACGCUCUGUUACAAAACUUAACCUUGAAAUGUUGGUGGCUUAACACAUCAGAAGUUCAUUUACCGCAUACUUUACAUGUUCAUUGUUAGUUGGCUGUUUAGACCCACACUGAUAUGAGUUCCAAAAAAUAGAAUAAUAGAAUAAUAUCUCCAAAAGGUUUUUUUUUUUU